Chaetomium globosum CBS 148.51 is the source of this 990-nucleotide messenger RNA. RefSeq lists its product as uncharacterized. NCBI's taxonomy places the organism in Eukaryota, Fungi, Ascomycota, Sordariomycetes, Sordariales, Chaetomiaceae. The record is from RefSeq and is a predicted model, not a curated record. The transcript has 4 exons. The coding region runs from base 1 to 990 and encodes 329 amino acids.
AUGGCUUCCGCUCGUCAACCCCCUCAGAUUGUUCUUGGAACACACACGAUCGGUGAUGUCACGGCGCUCCCUGGCAUCAUCCAUAUCGACAAGGUAGAAGAAGUCCAAGCCUUGCUCGAUGUAUUCUACAAUCGCGGUUACAGGACCAUCGACACGGCGCGCAACUAUGUGGGUUCCGAAAACCGUCUCGGUCAGGCCGGGGCCGCCUCUCGAUUCACCAUCCAUACCAAGGUCCUCGACGGCACUCCCGGUUCUCACGAAUCUGCCAAGAUCGAAGCGAGCAUCAAACAGUCGCUCGCCGACCUCCGAACCCCCUCUACCGAAUCCAUGUUCCUGCAUGUUCCCGAUCGUCAGACGCCCUUCGAGGAUGCGGCAGCAGCCAUGAACAAGGCCUUCCAUGAGGGCAAGUUCAAGAAGUUUGGGCUAUCCAACUACACUGCCAAGGAAGUGCAACAGUUCGUCGACAUUUGCGAGGAGAAGGGUUAUGUCAAACCCAGCAUCUACCAGGGCAACUACAAUGCCAUUAUGAGAGGCGGUGAAAAGGAGCUUAUCCCGCUCCUCCGCAAGCACAACAUCUCUUACUUCGCCUACAGGCAAAAUAACCACAGCCCCGGAGCAGGUGGCCUUUUCUCGGGCAGCGCCGGAAACUCGACCGCCUCGACGCGCUGGAGCAACGAUAACCCCGUGGGAAAGCGGGCCCUCGAGUUCUACACCCGCCCCUCCACCGACGACGCAGUGGCCGCUGUGCGCCGAGCCGCGGAGAAGCACGGGGUGAGCGGGCACGCGGCAGCACUGCGAUGGACGACGUACCACUCCCAGUUGGACGGAAAGUAUGGGGACGCCGUCGUCUUUGGUGUCCGCACGAUGCAGCAGCUGGAGCAGUCGCUCGACGCGUUCGAGGCCGGACCUCUUCCAGACGAGCUUGCGGAUGCUAUUACGGCCGUGUACAAAUCGUUUGAGGGCGGCGAGGAACCUACUUUCCACCUUUAG